Molecule: messenger RNA, 2013 nt
Organism: Neoarius graeffei (lesser salmon catfish)
Lineage: Eukaryota; Metazoa; Chordata; Actinopteri; Siluriformes; Ariidae
Gene: pcmt1
Product: protein-L-isoaspartate (D-aspartate) O-methyltransferase
Exons: 8
Coding region: 82-765 (227 amino acids)
Biological process (GO): protein modification process
Cellular component (GO): cytoplasm
Molecular function (GO): protein-L-isoaspartate (D-aspartate) O-methyltransferase activity
Source: RefSeq, a predicted model, not a curated record
GUAAGCUUGCUGGGGAGAGUGUUAUGCGCAGGCGCAGCUCUCACUGCCGCUCUCUACCUGAUCCGCAGAGUGUGUUUAAUCAUGGCCUGGAAAUCAGGAGGAGCCAGCCAAGCGGAGCUCGUCAACAACCUCCGCAAGAAUGGCAUCAUUAAGUCGGACCGUGUGUAUGAAGUCAUGCUAACCACAGAUCGAGCCCAUUUCUCCAGAUGUAAUCCUUAUAUGGAUUCUCCACAGUCUAUAGGAUACCAGGCAACUAUCAGUGCACCACAUAUGCAUGCAUAUGCACUGGAGUUGUUACAUGAUCAGCUAUAUGAAGGUGCCAAAGCCCUGGAUGUGGGAUCAGGCAGUGGCAUCCUGUCAGUCUGUUUCGCCAGAAUGGUGGGGCCAAAGGGAAAAGUCAUUGGGAUCGAUCACAUAAAGGAACUGGUGGACGACUCGGUCAACAACGUUAAGAAGGACGACCCGACACUGAUAUCAUCAGGACGCAUCAAACUUCUUGUUGGCGAUGGCAGGUUGGGCUAUCCGGAGGAGGCGCCCUAUGAUGCGAUACACGUCGGAGCUGCAGCUCCCUCUGUUCCACAGGCUUUACUGGACCAGCUGAAGCCCGGCGGGCGGCUCAUCCUGCCAGUCGGACCAGCUGGAGGGAACCAGAUGCUGGAGCAGCAUGACAAGCUGGAGGACGGCAGCACCAAAAUGAAGCCCCUCAUGGGGGUGAUUUAUGUGCCUUUAACAGACAAAGACAAGCAGUGGUCCAGGUGGAAGUGACUUCCUGUCCCUCUCUUCCCCCUCCCUCCUUUCCCCAGGGAACAGGGAUGAACUCUGAAACAACAGUCUGGCAAUAUUCACCAUCAUACAUGCAAGUACACACCACACACACACCACACACACACGCAGCAUCCAUCUGGACUUAACAACUAACGACAAGAUGGUAUACGGACGAUGAAGAAAAGCCACGCUCUCUGCACACUCGCUCUUGGGACAGUCUGACCGCCGUGUGGCCGACAAGCCCUCAGGAUGGACGACUUUAAAAAGGCUGCUUUAAAAAAAGAAAGGGGGAAAAACCCUAAACGAGCGGCUUUGUUUUGACAUUUCAUCUCUGCAGUUUGCUUUGGGUUUGUGAAUUGUUCUUUUUCUCUUUGUUGAUUUGCAGGUGCACUUUUUUUUUUGUGAGAACUACAGUAUUGCAGCUGUUUUUUUUUUUUUUUUUUUUGGCAUUUGUUUACAUGUGUUUCAGCUUGUUUGGAGCUGGUGCUGUUUCUCAUUUGGACUAUAGGAAUAGGCGUGAUCUUAAAGCUACUAAAGGGUGAUUCCACAUGCCAUUUUCUGCCCGUGUUAAAGGGGCGCCCCUGAAAUCAUGCUGAAUGAUUUUUGUUGAGCGUGUGGAACGGUCUGAAAUUUUGGCUGGGAAUAUUUUUUAAUUUUUUUCCUCCUUUUCUUUCUUUCCCCCCUUCAACCUCACAAUGCUGUUUUUGUUUCUGCGAAUUUAUUUCAAAGAAUUCCACACUAUUAGGCUACAUUUACCAGAAUCUGGAAGAAGGAAAAAAAAAAACACUAAAAUAAUGAUGUAAAUCUAAAGAUCAAAUUCAGUCAACUUGGUUUGCGCAUCAUCGAGAUGAGUUUCUUUGGAACGUGCGAAGCGGCGUGUACAGUCCUCCGAGCCUCUGCUCCGCUCUAAAUCCCCAUCAAAUCCCACAGCUGCAGUACAAUUUAGCGUAGAUGUGCUCAGACUGGUAUGACACUAUUUUAACCUGAAGUGAUUAACAAACAGCUCGUUGCUAAUGCCAUCCUAGAACAAUUGCUUACGUUUGCGCUGUCCAACACGCUGCAAAGGUUCACACCACGUUCAGCAAGCACAUGCGUGUUAAACACACUCUUUUUCUCUAUCUCUCUCUAUCUCUCUUACAUAUACACAGGGCUGAGCUUGUGAGUCCUCUUCCACUGUGGACAUGCUGGCUGUCACCAUGCUGAUUGUGACACGUGGCUUUGUACAAAUAAAAUCCAAUGCAGUGCAAA